Messenger RNA from Lytechinus pictus (painted urchin), 4355 nucleotides. Its product is annotated as cubilin-like. The record is from RefSeq and is a predicted model, not a curated record. Gene Ontology annotation, cellular component: extracellular region. The transcript has 11 exons. Lineage: Eukaryota; Metazoa; Echinodermata; Echinoidea; Temnopleuroida; Toxopneustidae. Bases 97 to 1869 code for a protein of 590 amino acids.
GAAAACAAUUAGCAGGUGCAAUACAUUGGAUACACACAGGGUCCGAAGGCGGUCGAUUUUUUUUUAAAAGCGGUAUUCGUAGGAGAUAUAUCUAAAAUGCGAAUCAUAAUACCAUUAUUGUGUAUACUUAUUUUUGCUUCGACAUAUAUUUAUGCUAGUCCAGGUGGGGACAAUGAAGGCAAGAAAAAACGCCCCCGAAACGAAGAAAGGCCUCCAAGACGUAACCGUCCAAAUAAGGGACCUGGACGUGGAAAUGACCCCUCUGCAACAACGAUAACAACAACCGAAUCUUCGACGACCACGACGGAACCAACUCCUCGUCCAAAUCGACCAGUCAAACCAGUUCGUUUCCAUGACAACAUGAAUAGAAAUGGUCCGAUGCCGGACCCUCAAAAAAAAAGCCGACGUCGACGGCCCACCUCUGGUGGGGGCACUGGGCAGCGUGGAAUCGGGAGUGUAAAGGGGGCUACAAGUGGUGCGCAGGGUUUACCUCAGACAAAGCAGGUGAACACGAAUAGUCUUUCGUCAGAGAUGAAGCUAAUGUUCUUGAAUGCACAUAAUGAUUUUAGAAGUCAAGUCCACAGUCCAACUGCAGCCAACAUGGUCCAGAUGGAAUGGGACGACAGCCUUGCCGAGAUGGCCCAAGGCUGGUCCGAUCAGUGCACCUUCGGCCAUGGCAAUCCGCCCAAUAUCUCUCCAUAUUCAUGGGUUGGUCAGAAUAUCUGGGCUGGAUCAGGGACCGGAUGGGAUCACUAUGGAAUGAUUGAAGAUUGGUAUAAUGAGGUAUCUGAUUUUAACUACCAGACCAACUCCUGCACUGGUAUAUGCGGCCAUUACACACAGGUUGUUUGGGCUGAGUCAACCCAUGUAGGAUGCGCCAUUACUACUUGUACCACAAUCCAGAACCUCGGUUGGUCACCAGCUACAAUAUUGGUCUGUAACUAUGGUGAAGGAGGAAAUUACGUAGGACAGAAGCCUUACGUGAGUGGUCCGCCUUGCAGUCAAUGUCCUUCCAGUCAUCAGAUAUGUGUAAACGGCAAACUAUGUGCUGCUGAAGGAUCAAAUCCUAACCCUGGGAAUGGGAAUGGUGGUGGCAACAACGGCGGUAACAAUGGUGGCAACAAUAGUGGCAACACUGGUAGUGGUGGCAACACAGGAGGAAACAACAGUGACAAUAUUGAAUGUGGAGGUACGUUGACAGAUGACCAGGGCUCCUUCACGUCGCCUGGUUGGUCUGCGCCAUACCCGUUAAACAGCCAUUGCGAAUGGAUAAUCCAGGGGAACCAAGGGGACCAGAUAACUUUGACAUUGACAUACAUGGAUAUCGAGGUUGGACCAUCAUGUUCUUGGGAUUAUCUUCAAAUUCAAACCUCUCCUUCUGACCCGGGUAUCAAGUACUGUGGGAUGCAGACCCCACCACAAAUCACUUCAGAUAGUGGUAUGAUGCUUAUCACUUUCCACUCAGAUUAUACCGUACCCCGUGGAGGGUUUACAACCAACUACAAGAUCAUCGAAAAUAAGCAAGAUGAAUGUGGUGGUAUCCUCCAAGGUGGAAAGGGUUCGCUUACUUCACCAGGCUGGCCUUCUCCUUACGGUCCACAACAAGACUGCCUAUGGACCAUUCGGGUUCCCCAGAACAAACGAGUACAGAUAUGGUUCACGGCAUUCAACCUUGAAGAUCACGAGACUUGUUCUUACGACCACGUCACUCUCAAACUCGGCGAUGAAAAAGUUCCGAUGAGAUUAUGUGGUUCAGAUGUGUCGACAGGCAAGUACACUUCCACCAGGCGUGAAGUUCUGCUGCGAUUCAGAUCGAUACAUGGUCAGGGUAAAAUAGGAUUCCGUGCACAAUUCAAGGCUGUUCGUUAAACAUUAUGUCAGUUAUUCAAGUAUCAUCAAGCAUCAGGUAUCAUCCAAGAGAUCCUUAGUAUUAUACACGAGUCAUGUUAAUUCACAAUGUGAAGAAUAAAAAGAAAAUAUGCUUAUGUGGAAUACUGCAUUCUUCAUUUUUUACUUUCACGUGUAAUUGCAACCAAACAUGUUUUGUUAAGUAUCUGUGGGGUUAACUCAGUCUUUUCAAAAUACCACGACUUCUUGACAACAUUGGUUUUGGCAUAAUGAGCCAAAGGGUUUCAACACUUAUUGAUUUGUCAAGUGUUGAUUAAGUGAGCACACUUAUUUACUAGUGUGAGCAAAACAUAAUAAAAGUUUUCAAAAUUAAGAAGGGUAAUAUUCUCAAAUUAAGAAAUUUGAUGAAUUAUAUCCUUUUAUGACCCAAUUACACAUCUCCUGACACGUUUGAACAUUUUGUCAUGCACCUGCGAGUUCAUUAAAUAGGCCUACUGUUCAAAUUUUGUAAAAUAUGUUGAACCGAUCCCUCAUUCAAUCAGUGGCGUUAUGAGCGAAUGAGAAACAUUUGACACAUAAAUACAAAAAUAUUAUUUGUGAUACAUUUUGACAUGAUAUUCAGAAAAUAUUUUCAUAACGACAAACCCCACCAUAGAAGACUUGAGACCAGUUUCGCUAACAGACCAUUUCACAAAGAUCCUGGAGAAAUUUAUUGCGAAGUGGUUGGUGGGUGACAUUGGCAAUGCGAUCGAUAAGUCACAGUUCGGCAACAGGAAAGGUCAUUCAACUGCACAUUAUUUGAUAGAUAUACUAAACACAAUUCAUCAGAAUGCCGAUAAACCAAAAAUGGUCUCAACCCUGGUGGCUACGGACUUCAGCAAAGCCUUCGACAGGAUAGAUCAUGGGCUAGCUGUUAGGAAACUGCUUGAUAUGGGGGCAUCUCCGUCCUUGGUGGCUUGGAUCUCCAAUUUCCUCUCCAACCGAAAGCAGAAUGUACGUUAUCUGUCUCAACUCUCUGAUUGGAUGGAGAUUUCGGCAGGUACUCCGCAAGGCACUCGACUUGGACCGAUAAUCUUCGUCUGAAUGAUCAACGACUUGUUCAAGGAUAGCGACCACCAAUAUUGGAAAUAUGUCGACGACCUCUCCCUGCUUGAAUGUAGGAAAUCAACGGAUCAAUUAAAAAUCCAAGAAGAAGUAAAUGAACUGGAGAAAUGGACCAAAGACAACUGCAUGAAACUGAACCCUAAGAAAUGUGUCGUAAUGAACGUUCAGUUUAUGAGAAACCCAACAUGUGUCCCAAAAGUAAUAAUUGAUGAUCAAGAACUAGGUGAAGUCCAUCUUGUUAAACUUUUAGGUGUGUUCGUACAAGAUGACUUAAAAUGGUCAUACCAUGUUACAGAAAUGGUCAAGGCAGCGAGCAUGAGGCUACACAUGAUGCGGAUCCUGAAAGGUUUUCGGCUACCAGUUGAGGAUUUGAAAGUAGUAUAUUGUUCUUAUGUGCGCCCGAAACUCGAAUACUGCGCCCCGGUUUGGCAUUCUGGCCUAACGCAGAAAGAAAAAAAAAUGAUUGAGAGAAUUCAGAAACGUGCGUGUCGCCUCAUGCUUGGCCAAAGGUACACCAGUUAUGAUGAUGCCCUCACUGUUCUUCACCUCCCAACAUUAGAAGAGAGAAGGGAAACGUUAACACUGAAACUAGCAAGUAACCUUACAAAAGAGACGUCCCCAUUCCAUCACUGGCUCCCUCCUACCAGAGCCAUUAGCACCUCCCGUAACCUGCGGAAUGCUGGGAAAUACUCUGAAAUUAAGUGCAAAACCCAGCGCUAUAAAAAGAGCGCACUGCCAUUCAUUGUGAGGCUACUCAACUCAAAAUCUGAAUAACUGGCUAAAUUAUAAUAAUGAUAACAAAUAAUACAUUGUAUGAAUAAUUGAUUUUUUAGUUGGCAGUAUGAAAAAAUGAAAUGAUUAGCAUCAGAGUUACUUAUUCUACUUAUAAUAUAGAUGCAGAUCAUAAAUUAUGCUCAAAUUAUAAAUCUUAAUGCUCUUGGACACAUUUUUUUUUUUUUAACACUUUUAUACAUUUCAAGCUGGAUAUCCCGCUAGUCUUUAUCAUGUUUGCCAAGGCAAUACUGUAUAUCAGUGUUUUAACGAUACAAAAAAUAUUUCUAUUGCCACCCAUAUUGUAUAAAUUAUAUGACCUUAAACUUUGUAUCCUUAAGCCUAUACUUGCACCGAAAGAUGCAUGGCAUAUAUAUCACAAAACAACCGUAUUGAAUUAUAUUAUAUUAUGAAAUCUUCAUCUAGUAAAAUCAUUUGUUAAAUCCUAUUACCAAUAUCCAUUUAUUCAGAUCAGAGUUUAGUUACUUAUGUCUUAUUUCAAUAUCUUAUUUUUAACAACUAUUGUGUGUGUAUUGUUUGUAUUAAUCAUUUUUGUAAAUUGCACGCAAUUCAGCCGUGAGGCUGCUAUAUGCAAAUGUUUUUAUACCAAAAUAAAUAUUUUAAAAAAAAUA